Messenger RNA from Vanrija pseudolonga, 386 nucleotides. RefSeq lists its product as uncharacterized. The record is from RefSeq and is a predicted model, not a curated record. The transcript has 4 exons. Lineage: Eukaryota; Fungi; Basidiomycota; Tremellomycetes; Trichosporonales; Trichosporonaceae. The coding region runs from base 33 to 386 and encodes 117 amino acids.
UCUCUCACUCGCUCAGUACAGCACCCAGCACCAUGCCCGCCGCCCCCGUCAACCUCGUGUCGGUCAACACGGUCCCCGAGCGCGCGAAGAAGGUCAUCGGGCAGGUGAUUGACAGCGUCAAGGAGCGGUACACUAUCGUGCACGCUGGCAACUCUGAGACGAUUGAAGGGGUUAGGCCGCUGUUGCUGUCGAUCCAGCCUCCGCCUGGGAUUCUGUUCGCCGCGUCGAUGUGGACGCCCGAGGAGCAGGAGCAGAUCCAGCAGAUCGCGCGCGACACCAUCCCGGGGAUCAAGACGCACGGUAUCCCUACCGGCUUGCAGGUCAAGGAGGGCCCCGAGGGCGUCGUGCGGUACCUCACUGCACAGAUCGACGACAUCAUGAGCUGA